GUAUUUUGUUUUCUGAGAAGGUAACAUAAGUCGAUCAAACUAUAAAUAUUUUAUCAUAAUAAAUAAAUACUGCUAAUAAAUACUACUAGUUUAAAUUGUUAUUGCAAACUAGUAUCCUCUGACGAAGAUGUCUUUGGUGGACUAUGAUGCAUCCUCUGACGAAGAAGAAGGCCUUCACCAACAACCCCAAGGAGAUAAGCAACUUACCAAAGCGGAGGAACCCCCCACCCUUUUGGAUCCAUCACCAACAAGAAAUGACAAUCCCCAUCUUCCUCCUCCGCAGCCGCAAAACCAGAGGACUACUUCGUCAUUAAAUAAAGAAGCAUUACACUUUUCUAGUUUAUCGGAGUCCUCCGAACUGAAACUCCCUGAUGCAUCACUUCUAUUUGAUUCACCCACGAUGCCAGGCCAUCUUGGACACAAUACUGACCAUUCUUCCCGAGUUGCAGCAGCCAUGGCUGAAAAUGCAACACGGAAGCGGGAUAUAAAUGUAUCAGUGUCCACUUAUCCACACAGUAAGAUUCCUAAAGGAAAUUUGCCUCAUAUGAAGAAUGUCCCUGAAACAGGAGGUGGUCUUCUGCUCCCACCUCAACUUAGCGGAAGGAGCAACAUUGUUACAGAAGACAUCAGCAAGCUAUUUCGGAAGAAGACCUCAUCUUAGUUGCACAAAGUGACAGAAAUUUCUGUUGACCCAACCGUAGUUUUAUUUCAGUAGAUUCUAGUAGACAUUAACAGAAUUAUUGUAAGAUAUUUGGUUGUAUUGACUGGGAUGGCUAUCUAUCAGCAUUUCUGGUUGAGUUUGAAGUGAUGGACUUCUUUUUGUA
Molecule: messenger RNA, 824 nt
Organism: Capsicum annuum
Lineage: Eukaryota; Viridiplantae; Streptophyta; Magnoliopsida; Solanales; Solanaceae
Exons: 3
Coding region: 128-661 (177 amino acids)
Source: RefSeq, a predicted model, not a curated record